CCUUACCCUUUAAGACUUACUUAUGUAUUUCCGCCGGUCAAGCACAGCAAUGCCUGUAAAAUCAAAAGAAAACAAAACAAAAAACAAAAAAGCAAACAACGGAAACCAAGCACCCUUUUGAGGAGGCGCAAGCAUUGGGCUUUUCUUUAUUUCAGAUUUAUUUGGAUGUUUUUGCGGUUCCCCCGCCCCGGCAGUCCCUGAGGGCUUCUGAGGGGCGGGCGCGCGCAUGCGCGGAGCGGGAGCGCGGGAGCGCGCGGGAGCUGCUCAGGUGAGGGGAGGGGGACCCGGACUGGGGGAGCCUCGGUGUUUUUGGUUUUUUUUUUUUUUUUUUUUGUGUUUUUUUUUUUUUUUUUUUUUGGGUUUUUGGCAGUGGGAUUGAGGGUCCUCGCGGUCUCAAGAGCGGGAUUAGGGAUCCCCGGGUUUCCGGGAGCGACCAGCAGCUCCUCUACCCUUCCCCAGCCCGCGCAGGGCCGCCCGUGCCCGCUCGUUGUUUGGAUUCCGGAUGGGGUCGUUACCCCCAAAAUAAAUUUUUCUCUCAAGUGUUAAAGCGAUGCACAGGGCUUGAUACCAUCUUCUCGCAAUCCCCUAACAGGAAUUUCAGCCGUAAUAACCACAACUUUUAGAAACAGCCUUCCUCAAAGCAUCCUGUCAAUGACUACAGGGCGGUUCCAGGCUCUGCCAGCGGUGCCUGCACAAAGUUUGUCCGCCCGAGCCGUGAGGAACAAGAAUUGAUGUUUGUUCUGUUUGUUCCAGGAAACAUGAAGGUCAUCACCUGUGAAAUAGUGUGGCACAAUAAGGAGCCGGUUUACAGCUUGGACUUCCAGCAUGGAGCGGAUGGGAGGAUCAAUCGGCUGGCCUCGGCUGGGGUGGACACGGCCGUGAGGAUCUGGAAAGUGGAGAAAGGCCCGGAUGGAAAAGCCAUUGUGGAAUUCCUGUCCAACCUGGCACGCCACACCAAGGCCGUGAACGUCGUGCGCUUCUCUCCCAGCGGGGACAUCCUGGCCUCGGGAGGGGACGAUGCUGUCAUUUUGCUGUGGAAGCUGAAUGACAGCAAAGAGUUGGAGCCCUUGGUUUUUCAGGAUGAUGAUGAAGCUCAGCUCAACAAGGAGAACUGGGCAGUCAUUAAAACUUUAAGAGGCCACUUGGAAGAUGUGUAUGAUAUUUGUUGGACCUCAGAUGGAAAUUACAUGGCAUCUGCUUCUGUGGAUAACACAGCAAUCAUGUGGGAUGUCAAUAAAGGACAGAAAGUUUCAAUAUUUAAUGAGCACAAGAGUUAUGUCCAAGGAGUAACCUGGGAUCCUCUAGGCCAGUAUAUUGCAACCCUGAGUUGUGACAGGGUCCUGCGAGUUUACAGCACCCAGACCAAGCGAGUGGCCUUCAAUGUCACCAAGAUGCCAUCGGGCUCAGGAGCUGAGGGAGAGGCGAGGAGCUUUCGGAUGUUUCACGACGACAGCAUGAAGUCGUUUUUCCGCAGGCUCAGCUUCACUCCUGAUGGCUCCUACCUGCUCACUCCAGCUGGCUGUGUGGAAUCAGGAGAGAACGUUACAAACACCACCUAUGUUUUCUGCAGAAACAAUCUUAAAAGGCCCGUGGGUCACCUGCCCUGUCCUGGCAAGGGAACUCUGGCUGUUCGCUGCUGUCCUGUGUACUUCGAGCUGAAAGGAGCCUCUGCUAAAGAUGAAAUCAGUCCCAAAUCCCCCCCUGCCCUGUUUAACCUCCCCUAUCGAUUGGUGUUUGCUGUUGCUUCUGAAGAUUCUGUGCUUUUCUAUGACACUGAGCAGUCCUUCCCCUUUGGUUAUGUCUCCAACAUCCAUUACCACACCCUGAGUGACAUUUCAUGGUCCAGUGAUGGAUCCUUCCUGGCCAUUUCCUCCACGGACGGUUACUGCUCCUUCGUCACCUUCGAGGAGGAUGAGCUGGGAGUGCCCCUGAAGGAAAAGCCCCAGAUCCAUGUCAGGACUCCUGGUGCAGCAGCAGACAAGAAAGCCAAGAAGAGCCAAUCCCACAAAGUGAUUUCCCCAGGCUCCAGGCUGGCAGAGGGGACCCCUCCCAGCAAGGAUCCCCCACUCCAAGCCCGAACCCCCAACAUUGCUGGGAAGGAGCUGCCUUCCACCCCUGUUGGCAUCAAAACCACUCCAGUGUCAUCCCCUUCCUCCCCUGCUGGCAUCCAGACCAUUCCAGUGCCACCCUCAGAGGAGAGGAGAAGCAGCCAGGCCAGCACCCAGAGCAGCAGAGCCCCCCAGCCCAGGAGGGUCACCCUCACCACUCUGCAGUCCUGUUUCAAAACACCCAGGAGAAUAAACUUGAUUUCCUUGAAGCCAGACACCCCAGCCUCUGCAUAUCCAGACCCAGCUCCCAUCCCUCCUUCCUCAGAACAGGAACAUGAGAGGCCACUGCCAUCUGAUGAGAGCCUCCAAGCUCCCCCAGCACCAAAACGUGCCAGGAUUGAGGAAUUGUCCCUUCCUGCACCUGCUGGAGACCAAACCAGCUGUGAACCCAACAAAUAA
Messenger RNA from Cinclus cinclus, 2507 nucleotides. RefSeq names its product chromatin assembly factor 1 subunit B (gene CHAF1B). The transcript has 13 exons. Gene Ontology annotation, biological process: DNA replication-dependent chromatin assembly; nucleosome assembly. Lineage: Eukaryota; Metazoa; Chordata; Aves; Passeriformes; Cinclidae. Gene Ontology annotation, molecular function: protein binding. The record is from RefSeq and is a predicted model, not a curated record. Gene Ontology annotation, cellular component: nucleus; CAF-1 complex. The coding region runs from base 732 to 2507 and encodes 591 amino acids.